AUGAAGUUCAACAUCGAGGACCUCGAGGUCCUCUUCCCCUACCCGAGAAUAUAUCCUGAGCAGUAUGCCUACAUGUGCGAUCUCAAAAGCGGCAACUGUGUUCUUGAAAUGCCCUCGGGCACUGGGAAAACCAUCUCUCUCCUGUCCCUCCUUAUUGCCUACCAGCAACACUAUCCAUCGCAGCGCAAAAUCAUAUACUGCUCUCGAACUACGUCAGAGAUCGAGAAAGCCUUGGCAGAGCUGAAAGCCUUAAUGAAAUACCGCGCAGAGCAGCGGGGCCAAAACCUCGACCUCCUGGAGCCACACAAUCUGAUUCCAAAUGGCGUGUGGACCCUCGAUGCUCUACUCGCGUACGGCGAGGAGCACAAACAGUGCCCGUACUUCACUUCGAGGCGCAUGAUGCAAUACUGCAACGUUAUUAUCUAUUCUUACCACUAUCUUCUGGAUCCAAAGAUCGCCGAGCGUGUAUCUAGGGAGCUCUCGAAGGACUGCAUCGUUGUCUUCGACGAGGCGCACAACAUCGAUAAUGUUUGCAUCGAGUCUCUCAGCACAGACAUCACCGAAGACUCUCUCAGGAAAGCCACCAGAGGAGCCCACAACCUGGAGCGCCGGGUGGCUGAACUGAAGGAUACAGACCAGGAGAAGCUCCGAAAUGAGUACGAAAAGCUGGUCGAAGGCUUACGUGGCGCGGAGGAGUCCCGUAGAGAGGAUGCUUUCAUGGCCAACCCGGCAUUGCCGGACGAUCUUUUGCAGGAAGCUGUACCAGGAAAUAUCCGAAGAGCAGAACAUUUCGUUGCAUUUCUGAAGCGAUUUAUCGAAUACCUCAAGACGCGGAUGAAAGUCCGGCAAGUCAUUUCAGAGACCCCACCCUCAUUCCUGGCCCAUCUCAAGGAACACACCUUCAUUGAAAAGAAACCGCUCCGGUUUUGCGCCGAAAGACUGUCAUCGCUCGUACGGACACUGGAACUUACAAAUAUCGAGGAUUACCAACCCCUGCAAGAAGUAGCCAUCUUUGCAACCCUCGUAGCAACAUACGAAAGGGGCUUUCUUCUCAUCCUUGAGCCGUUCGAGUCUGACACAGCGGAAAUACCGAACCCGGUUCUACAUUUCAUUUGCUUGGAUGCCGCAAUCGCCAUAAAGCCUGUAUUUGACAGGUUUCGGUCUGUCAUCAUAACUUCCGGCACAAUGUCCCCGCUCGAAAUGUAUCCGCGGAUGCUCAAUUUUUCUACUGUUGUGCAGGAAUCAUACAGCUUCCAAGUCCGGAAUGAACCAGGUGUUGUGCGCAACUACGGCACGCUUCUCACAGAGUUCGCCAAAAUAACCCCGGACGGGAUGGUGGUUUUCUUCCCCUCCUAUCUGUAUAUGGAGUCCAUCAUCAGCAUGUGGCAGGGUAUGGGAAUUCUGGACGAAAUCUGGAAGUACAAACUCAUCUUAGUAGAAACACCCGAUGCUCAGGAAACCUCUCUGGCAUUAGAGACAUACCGCACAGCCUGCUGCAAUGGUCGAGGCGCUGUGCUGCUUUGUGUCGCGCGAGGAAAGGUUUCUGAAGGUAUUGACUUUGACCACCAAUAUGGGAGAGCCGUUCUCUGUAUUGGUGUUCCUUUCCAGUACACGGAGUCACGCAUCCUUAAAGCGCGCCUCGAGUUUUUGCGCGAGACUUAUCGCAUUCGAGAGAACGACUUCUUGUCAUUUGACGCGAUGCGGCAUGCUGCGCAGUGCCUUGGUCGUGUCCUCCGAGGCAAAGAUGAUUACGGGAUCAUGGUGCUUGCUGACCGCAGGUUUCAGAAAAAGAGGGCUCAGCUGCCCAAGUGGAUCAACCAAGGGCUCCUCGAGGCAGAUGUGAACUUGAGUACAGACAUGGCGGUGAGCAAUGCCCGGAGGUUCCUUAAAGGCAUGGCGCAGCCGUUCAGUGCCAAGGACCAAGAAGGGAUAAGUGCAUGGACAUACGACGAUCUGAUGAAGCACAAAGAAGCCAUGGAGAUGGAGAAGAUACGAGAGUUGGAAGCCCAGGCGAACGCCCCUCCGAAGCUGCCAACGGUGUUGGAUGAUGAAUACGGAAUAGACGAUGGCCUGGAUGAUGACCUGAUGGAGAUUGACGGCUUUUAA
Messenger RNA from Scedosporium apiospermum, 2106 nucleotides. RefSeq lists its product as uncharacterized. Gene Ontology annotation, biological process: nucleotide-excision repair; transcription by RNA polymerase II; positive regulation of mitotic recombination. The coding region runs from base 1 to 2106 and encodes 701 amino acids. Gene Ontology annotation, cellular component: nucleus. NCBI's taxonomy places the organism in Eukaryota, Fungi, Ascomycota, Sordariomycetes, Microascales, Microascaceae. The transcript has 11 exons. Gene Ontology annotation, molecular function: DNA helicase activity; damaged DNA binding; hydrolase activity, acting on acid anhydrides, in phosphorus-containing anhydrides. The record is from RefSeq and is a predicted model, not a curated record.